AUGGGUUCCAUAGAAGAAUCAUCAGACCAUGCUGUUGCAGUGUCGAGCAACCAGCCGUCUGACCUCACCGAGAAGAAAGCGUCUGGUAAGAGAUGGCCCGCCGCCAUCGAGAAGUACCAGGUCCUCGUGGAAUCUCUCUUCAAGAGUGACCAGGUCAUUCUUGUUCCCAUGCCCACGACUGAUCCCCGAGAUCCUCUCAACCUCCCCGACUGGCGAAAACUCACUGCCAUUGCUGCCAUCUGCUGCUUCGGCGCCAUGGCAGCGGCGGCCGAGCUCAUCCUAGGUGCCAUGCUGCCUGUAUUCGUCUUCCUCUACGCCGGCCUCGACCCCAAACUUCUCACCAAAGUGCACUUGCCCACCGGCGUCAACAGCCUGACCAUUCUCAACGAGUUCCCCGGACCGCCUAUCUGGCACAUUUACCUGCUCGGCUCCGCGCCCAUCCUCGUCAUCGGCAUUGCCAACUUUUUCCUCGUCCCGCUCGCUGUUGCCGUCGGCCGCCGCACCAUCCUCCUCACCACCGGGGCCAUCGCCAUUGCCGGCUGUGUCGGCUCCGGCUUCAGCAACUCGUUUGGCGUGCAUCUCGCGUGCCGUACCAUUCAAGCUCUCGGCGCUGGCACCGUGGAGAGUUUGAUCCCGUUCAUCCUUCAGGACAUGGUCUUUCAACACCAGCGCAACGCGGCCAUUAGUGUCGUCUUUGCCACGCAGGGGCUUAUUAUUGCAAUUCUUGGUAUCGCAUCGCCAUACGUCAUUGGGUAUGCAAGCUGGCGGGUUCUGUACUUUGCGACGGCGAUUGCUGGGUUUGUGCUUUGGGUUGCCAUCUUCAUCUUUCUCCCGGAAACGAAAUUUCCUCGCUCCGAGGAUGAACAACAAGGGCGACCGGCGGUUCCUCUGCAACCGGGCCAGUCCCGGCCAGAACUCGACUUCAUCAAUUACCCCCCGCGGCGGUGGGCUGAUGACAUGCGAUUGAUAAGAGGCAAGCCAGACUGGGGGAGUGGUUUCCAAGCCAUAUGGGAUUCUAUACGCACAUUCUUCCACCCUCACCUGUUCUUCAUCACCAUGCUCAACUCCGCCAUUAUCGCAAUAGGCGUGGCGGCAGGGUACACCGCAGCCCCCCAACUGCUCGCGGAGCCGUGGGCGUGGCCGUUUUACCACCUCGGCUUCUGCCUGUUUCCGGUCAUCAUAGCGGCUUGUGCUUCUUUUAUACUGUCAGGCUGGGGUGCUGACCUGGUUGCCAAUUGGAUCGCUGGCAGAAAAGGCAAACGCACGCCAGAGGUCCAGCUGUUGAACCUCAUAUUCCCCUGCUUGACUGGCCUCGUUGGCUGUCUUUUGUUUGGAAUCUCCGGCGACAACCCAGAAAAGUAUCACUGGAUGAUUUUCCUACUAGGCCUUGCCUUUAUCGUCUUCGCAUUCCUCGCGACGAAUACUAUUGGCAUUGUUUAUGUGCUCGAGUCAAAUCCACAGCUUGCUGGCCCGUCGCUGGUAAAUAUUGCUUCAUUCCGCUGUCUUAUUGCAUUCGCCCUUUCAUUCCGCGUGUCUGAAUGGAUUGCCGACUUUGGUUAUCUCAAGACGUUUAUCAUCUACGCUGCCAUAGUUGGCGCAUUUACCCUGUUUAUUCCGAUCGUGUAUAUAUGGGGAGCCAAAUGGCGACAACGAUUGGGAACUUCUUGA
This is a messenger RNA of Cordyceps militaris CM01, 1668 nucleotides long. RefSeq names its product MFS transporter, putative. Bases 1 to 1668 code for a protein of 555 amino acids. NCBI's taxonomy places the organism in Eukaryota, Fungi, Ascomycota, Sordariomycetes, Hypocreales, Cordycipitaceae. The transcript has 2 exons. Gene Ontology annotation, molecular function: transmembrane transporter activity. Gene Ontology annotation, biological process: transmembrane transport. The record is from RefSeq and is a predicted model, not a curated record.